Messenger RNA from Saccharomycopsis crataegensis, 870 nucleotides. Its product is annotated as homeobox domain-containing protein. The record is from RefSeq and is a predicted model, not a curated record. Bases 1 to 870 code for a protein of 289 amino acids. The transcript has a single exon. Gene Ontology annotation, molecular function: RNA polymerase II cis-regulatory region sequence-specific DNA binding. Gene Ontology annotation, biological process: regulation of transcription by RNA polymerase II. NCBI's taxonomy places the organism in Eukaryota, Fungi, Ascomycota, Saccharomycetes, Ascoideales, Saccharomycopsidaceae.
AUGGAUACCCAAAUAAUGACCAUGAACACUCAAGCUUACCACUCUUAUUCCUCUCGCUACGUGGGGGCCCAUCCACUCCAACCUACCUCUUCAACAACCUCAUCAUCCUCGUCAAACAACUCAUAUAUUGAUUUCAACAGGGAAUUAACUUAUGAUUAUAGCAAUAACACUUUCAACCCAAAGAUAUCCCUCAGAUCUUAUUGCUUUGCCCACCAAUCAUCAUCCACAUCUUCUAACCCAAACUCGACUUCUAACUCGUCGUUAAACUCCCCAGUCAAUUCUCCAUUAUCGAGCCUAGCCAUGCCAAAUGCCCAAUCUUUACCACAGUUCAAUAAUGGUCAUCGUCUUACAAGUGCCAGCAACCCAAACCUCACCGAUUUUUCUGGUUAUUCUACUCCUUUGUCGUCGACAUCUUCAUACCCAAAUGCUUUCCAAUCAGCGACAAACUCUCCAAGAUUCAACGACUUGUCCAGCAAGCCAUUUGUACCAAAGUAUCCUACCUCCAUCACACCGCUUGGCGCAAACCCUUCGAAUGUUUCAUCUUCUUCCUCAUCCCAUCCUGCGGGAAUGAAGCCAGAAUCUCCUUCUUCUCCAGUGUCCGAUUCUGAUGGUGUCAAUUCUAUGAACGGCGGUGGGGCCACUGGUGGUAAAAAGAAGAAGAGAUGCAACUUGCCAAAGAAAACCACCAAGAUUUUGAUCGAUUGGUUGAAUGACAACUUGAGUAACCCAUACCCUAACUCGAAGGAGAAGUUUGAAUUGAUCGUCAAGACCGGGUUGACAAACCAACAACUCAGUAACUGGUUCAUCAAUGCCAGAAGAAGAAAGAUCAACAACCUUAGAGAAAAUCAAUUGAAAAACAACAUGGUUUGA